AUGGCUCGCAGCUCGUCUCCACUACCGCCGAUUUCACAAUUGGGCAUUGUGCCUCGAACGCCUUCUCUCAGACAGGGACGACCGCACGACGACAUGGAUGAACUUGCGGGAGACACCAUACCGUGCUCGCCAUCCGUCUUCCUCAAGGACGGCGAGACCACUCAACCGACGCAGGUGCUCAGUCGCCCUGGACUCGCCAUGGUCCGAUCCUCGUCCCCAGCAGCGAGCGUGGUCGAAGUGCCCGCCUCGUCACCGUUCCAGCCGAAGCUGCAGCAGACGCGAUUGGGCUCCCGCCUGGCACCAGCCGGUACAGUCUUUCGCCCACCUCCCCAGACACAGGCCGCUCCCGCGAAGAGACCGACUCCAGAGCCGAUCAAUCUCAUUUCCGACGAUGAAGACGACAUUACCCCUCCGCGAGGCAACAUCCGUCCGACGACGUUCAAAACCCAGAUUGCAGCGUUUGCAUACAAGCCGAUUGACGAGCAAGAGAUGACCAAGCGGCUGCGGCAAAUAUUCGACGUUUUUGGCGAUAGAUUCCCGUCGCACAAGGUUCGAGAGGCCCUUCGGAGUUGCGGAAACGACCUGGAUGAUGCGAUUGCGUGGCUAGAACGCAAUCCCGCAAACGCAAAGCCUGCAAAGUCUACACCAUCUGGCACUCGGCGACUGGUAACCAAGGGACAAAUGAUUUCUCUUUCCAGGGCCCCGUCGCGGUCGCCCUCGCCUUCAGUCGCUUCAGUCGCCUCACUCCCGUCAAGCCCUCCCAGACCACAGCCUCCGCCACCGAGGCGCCGACUCAUGAAAGGCCUAAAGAGACGAGCAUCCACAUCACCAGAGCCUGAGCCAGAAGUAGAAGAAGUACCGGCACCGGCACCGGCCUCGAGCGACGAUCCGCUGGUUAUAGACUUGGUGGACGACGGGAGGGAGGAUACCUACCAAGCAGAAGAAUCGCCAGAGCCAUCAGGGGAAACUGAUGACAAGGUGCUUGCCUGCAUCAACGAAAGUACCUCUCAAGAGCUAGCCGCCAUAACGGGCAUGAAAGAGGACUUGCUCAAACCAAUCAUCGCUAAGCGACCCUUUUACGACCUGAUGCAGGCCAGGAAAGUCAGUGUCAACAAGAAGCCAGGUGUUCGUAAAUCUGCUCGAAUCAGUAUUGGAGAGACAGUUGUGGAUGCCAUUCAGAUAUUCAUGGACGCAGUGACAGCCAUUGAUCAGGUCGUGACGAAAUGCGAGGCCAAGGGCCAGGCAAUCAAAGGCGUGUUGGAGACGUGGGAUAUCAACAUGUUUGGUCGGAACAGACACAGCGCACGAUCGACUCCCUCUGAAGAUGACGCCCCUCCGACACCGACCAGCUUGAGUACUACCAAACUUUCAAAACCGCCGAUUCCUAGUCAGCCACAGAUGAUGGAUGGCCACUGUGUUAUGAGACCCUUUCAGGUUUACGGCUUAAACUGGAUGUCAGUCCUCUACAACAACGACAUUGGCUGUAUCCUAGCCGACGAGAUGGGUCUCGGCAAGACCUGCCAGGUGAUUUCAUUCAUGUGUCACCUUGUUGAGGAGUACGAGAGCAGUCCUCAAGGAAGACGGCCGUGGCCAAAUCUGAUUGUGGUGCCUCCUAGCACAUACAACAACUGGCUUGGCGAAUUUAAGAAGUUUGCGCCAGAGUUAUCAGUGAUAGGAUAUCGAGGGUCUCAAACGGAGCGAAUGGAGAUUGCCUACGCGGUUGAGCAAGAUCCCGAAGGCUAUCACGUUGUCCUGGCGACAUACUCACAGAUUAAUUCCGAAGAGGAUAUCGGAGCUAUGCAGUCAUUCGACCUUAACGCUGCCAUAUUUGAUGAGGGACACAAGAUGAAGAACCCGGAGACAAAGACUUACAAGGAUCUUCGCAGAAUCCCGUCUGCUUGGAAGAUGCUUCUUACGGGCACUCCUGUUCAGAAUAACCUGCUGGAGAUGACCGCGCUUCUAAAUUUCAUCAAUCCCAGGCUCUUUGAUGGUUAUAUGAACCAAAUCAGAUACAUCUUUAGUCAAAAAGUCACGAUUCGCGAUGUUACCAAUGGCGCUUUCCUGUAUAGUGAACGGGUCAAGCGUGCGAGGACAAUUCUCGAGCCUUUUAUCCUCCAACGUCGCAAAGACCAGGUAUUGUCUGACAUGCCUCGCAAGAUCUGUACCGUCGUUCACUGCGACAUGCCUGAAGCGCAAAAGGGAGUAUACGAUGAAUACGAAGAACUAUUCAAAAUGGAGCCAUCCCAACGCGGCGCAAGGGAAUCUCGCGGCCGGCAAAACGAUCAGAACAACGUGUGGAUACAGCUGCGGAAAGCAGCUUUGCAUCCUCUGCUCUUCCGCCGCCAUUUCACAGACAAAAAGGUUACGGAGAUGGCCAAGAUAUUAAUGGAUCGGGUCGAUCAGUCCGAACUCCAUCAACCUGAUAUCAAACAUCUUAUUCAGGAGCUGAAAAAUUCGUCAGACUUUGAGCUUCAUCUUUGGUGUCGCGACUAUCCCCGCUUGCUGAAGCAAUUCGAUAUUGCGCCAACAACAAAAGUCGAAAGUGGAAAAGUCGGAAAGCUCAUGGAGCUGAUUGAACAAUACCAGAAGAACGGCGACCGCGUCCUGGUUUUCAGCAAAUUUUCUCGAAUCAUUGAGAUUUUACAAGAAGUGCUUGCGCAUCAAGACAUUGACCACCGCGUGCUCGCAGGCAGCACUAAUGUGGCUGACCGACAGACACUGAUUGAUGAAUUCAAUCAAGACUCUAGCAUCCCUGUGUUUUUACUGACCACUGGUGCGGGUGGUACCGGCAUCAACCUAACGUCGGCCAACAAGGUCAUCAUCUUUGACCAGUCGGACAACCCUCAAGACGACAUCCAGGCAGAGAACCGCGCACACCGUCUUGGACAGAAGCGAGAUGUCGAGGUGAUCCGGCUCAUCUCAACACACACCAUCGAGGAGCUUAUUUACAAGGCCUGUCAAAAGAAGAUUGAGCUGGCAAACAAGGUUACCGGCGUGAUUGAAGAAUCCGCUGCGGAGGCGAGCAAGAAUCUCGAGCAGGAAGUGCGCAAGAUGAUGGAAGAGCAAAUGACACCCCCGUAG
Molecule: messenger RNA, 3081 nt
Organism: Trichoderma atroviride IMI 206040
Lineage: Eukaryota; Fungi; Ascomycota; Sordariomycetes; Hypocreales; Hypocreaceae
Source: RefSeq, a predicted model, not a curated record